Molecule: messenger RNA, 408 nt
Organism: Fusarium poae
Lineage: Eukaryota; Fungi; Ascomycota; Sordariomycetes; Hypocreales; Nectriaceae
Exons: 1
Coding region: 1-408 (135 amino acids)
Biological process (GO): mitochondrial respiratory chain complex II assembly
Cellular component (GO): mitochondrion
Source: RefSeq, a predicted model, not a curated record
AUGUCCCGCCUUUUAACUCGCCGCUUCACCUCCCUCAUCCGAGCACCCACAACUCGAUUUUCAUCAACAUUCCAAUCCCGUCCCGGUCCUCCAAAGCUCCCCGCCUCAGAACAAGCCGAAUUCGAGCGUCUACAGCGCGCAGCGUCUGUAUCGUCUGCUUUCCAACCUACACAAGAAACGACAGAAGCCACGGGGGCUACACCUGCUACUUCGCAGAUUAAACAUACGACUACACCCGAAAAGAAAACCGACGAUGAGAUGAACGUGGGUUACUUCCGUGGUGCGCCGCCAGAGUUUGAGGGUGAUGUGAAUCCCAAGACUGGAGAGGUUGGAGGACCAAAGAAUGACCCUCUUCGAUGGGGUGGGGAGAGUGAUUGGUCUUAUAACGGACGAGCAACAGACUUUUAA